This is a messenger RNA of Laetiporus sulphureus 93-53, 3243 nucleotides long. RefSeq lists its product as uncharacterized. The transcript is spliced from 5 exons. NCBI's taxonomy places the organism in Eukaryota, Fungi, Basidiomycota, Agaricomycetes, Polyporales, Laetiporaceae. The coding region runs from base 8 to 3010 and encodes 1000 amino acids. The record is from RefSeq and is a predicted model, not a curated record.
GCCCAUCAUGAGCCACUCUAUCCAUUCCUGCGUCGGUUCUGCAACGCUCUCCUCUCAGGCGGACGGUUCACCUUCUUCUAUGUCUGUCCGAGAAAAUGAUGAACCAUCUUCAUCUUCUCUUCAUAUUUUUCCUCAGCAAUCCACCCAACGUGGGGCUUCACCUGUCCCUUUCCAAGCUUCUGAUGACGCCAUAGCUCUGCCUAACAUCCCCAAGAGUCGGGAACGGUCUCCCAACGGUUCCACGAAGAGCACCCCGACUGAAUGUAACGAGAAUUCCACAUACGAGCAGAAGUUUUGUGAUUGCGAGGACGUGGAAGCGCACUACAUACAUUAUGCUGAGGAAAUACAGUCGUAUGUGCUAGGCCCAAUGCCCUGCGACGAAUUCCUCAAAAACGUAUGCCACGGCUACCGCAAGAUGUCGUUUGAUGGAAUGCCUUCAUCUGUCGAUGCCUUCAAGGACGUUCCCCAGCAGGCCGAGAAAGAAUUGCAGAUAUGCGACCCAUUCAUCUCUGCGUUGAAUGGCGUGAACAACCAGUCCAGAUGCCCAGGAAUGAAGAUUAUAGACACCUCAUCCCGAGCAGAAGAACAGGGUGCGGGAUGGCUCAAGCCAGACGUCAUGGGCUUUUUGGACAACGCGAACAUCCCCAACAAGAGAGCGACAUCGGCGGAGUACAUGGGCUAUGCAGAGAUCUUCAUCGAAGUGAAGCGCUCGCCAGAUAACGACUUCCUUAUGGAUCCCCCGGAGAACACGAAGCACGACGAACAUGUUUUCAUUCUCAAUCCUUCGUCACUAUCAAGCAAAGAAAACCUCCAGAUUGCGACGAAAGCUCUCGGCCAGAAUGUUGCAUAUGCGGCCGAGAUUCUCGCCCGCCAACAUCGUCGCUUCCUCAUCUCUAUGUCGAUGUCAGGCUCCCAUAUGCGGUUCUUUUUCUGGGAUCGAAGUGGCGUGCUCGUAACAGAAUCGUUUGACUUGCACGAGCGUCCGGAAAUCCUCUGUAAGUUCUUGUGGUGGUUCUCUCACACCAGCUAUCAUGCACGAGGGUAUGACUUGACGCUGAGGAUGAGUGUGAAUGAGAAGGAGGAAAAGAUGUUCAAGGAUGCGAUGACCAAACACGUGAAGGAUCAGCUGUUGCUAUGCACCUCGAAGGAAGACGCCAUGCGAUUGGGGAGAAACGAGAUGCAAGUAGCGCAAUACAUGGCGCGAAUAGAAGAUGACACGAAACGCAUGAUAGAAGCCCUGCGUGAUCACUAUCAGCCGGGGAGCGUCGUAGCGGCCGACGUGUUUCAUGAGGCGCAAGACGACGAAGGGAGAUUAGAGACUCAGGUCGAGCGCGUUCUGAUUUCGUGCCCUGUCACAUCUCCUAAGUCGGUUGCAAGCCGAGGCACGCGCGGAUAUUGGACGAUGUUCGCGGAUGGCUCUGUCGGUUUUCUAAAGGACACUUGGCGCCAUGGGGGUGAAGGGUUUGAGCAAGAGGGCAAAACGAUACGGUAUCUGAAUGAGCACGAUGUACAGAAUGUGCCCAAAGCUUUGUAUCAUGGUGAUGUAAAGCGGCGCCGCAAAGAUGAUAAGGAAUUCCAGACGACGGUCGUGCACAGGUACAACAAUGCAGAUUGGGUGUGCCGCGGGACUGCGCAUAGGCAUGAUGAAGAUGAGAUCGUGAAUAACAAUGCCUGGCGUCGAAAAAUCAAAGUGAUACGUCGCAUUCACUACAGACUUGUCUUGGAUAUUGCCGGGUACAAGCUGAAGUACUUUGCAGACUCACAUGAGCUUCUUCAAAGCACACGCGAUGUGCUGACCGCGAUGACUGAUGCAUAUAGUGCUGAUAAAAUACAUGGAGGUCAAAGCACGACCAACAUCAUCCUCUACAGGCGUCCUGGUGAGGAGAGAAGGACCGGGUACUUGAUAGACUGGAAGUUUGGCUGUGAUGUUAGUCGUCCGCCGGAAGAUCGCCUGUGGCGCAUUACCGGCACCUGGCAGUUCAUGUCAAUGAACGUGCUGACCAGAGAUGAAAGCUACCGUCACGUUGUCGAGGACGAUAUGGAGUCGUUGCUCUACAUAGUGCUUGAUUGUGCUGCACGGUGGUCGGAACACAACGAAGGCGUCAACUGGCUAGAGACAUCGUCCUGGUUUCUGGAUAAAAAUGUAACGAUGGACGGAAUCUGCUUCGGCGGUUCAGCGAAGCUGGUGAACAAGGCCAAUCGGAUGUGCACCAAAUCUCUCAAGUUCACAUGCGAGCCCCUGCAGGACUGGUUGACCGCCGCUUUGGACCUCAAUAAUCCGGUAGGAUCAGUGAACUUCGGCACGUACCUUCCGCAAUGGACCCUAGAAAGAUUCGCGAAGUUGUGGGACGAUGCGUUAGCGAAGCCCUUCGACAAUAUGCCAGACAGGGUAGAGUGUGAGGUUCCCGGUGUCGAGGCGCAGACACAGUACAGGGUCUCCAACGUGUCUGUCGGCUCAUGUGAUCCCAAAGACCAGGAGGAUUCCAGGAGUCGAGAGCAGGGCGUGGCGAAGUCUGUCAUCAACGGAGGCAAAGAGCAUAAAGGCGAGCCUGAUUCUGGAAGAGGGGAGGGACGCAAUCGCCAAGUAAGCACCUCGAUGGACCAGCCCGAGACUAGCGGAAGUGCCGCACAAGACGCCAUUGACCUCGAUGGCGAGAAGGACACUACGAAGGCUGUGCGUGAGAAGGGCCAGCUGAGGAAACGUCGCGCAUCUUCUUUGGUCGACAAUAAGCGGGCGAAGACGAGGAAGAUAAGCUCCAGAGUCAAGGCCAGCACAGGCGAGAAACUCUCGCGUACGCAUCAGCAGUCUUCUUCCGAAGCUGGUUUCAGUGGUCAAAUGCUACCUUCUGAGCCACAGGCAUCUGGUUCGGGGACGCAGAUUGGCCUGACGGACGAUGUGCCACUGCGUCGAUCAACUCGCUCACGUCGUCCGCCUCAGUCGACAACUGUUAACGUGCCAGCACUGACCACGCGUCGGUCCACUCGCAAGCCUUCCGGCAGUCGUGGGUAGCUGGAUUGGGCUUCGUGAGGUGUAACCUGUUGUCCUUGCAAGAAUCCACGGAGAGAUCGGAGUGAAUCGCGAUGUCCUCUUCAUGGUUUAAGUCGUUCAGUGUACUUUGAUUCUAGGUAUCAAGGAUUUUCGUUUCGUAUCUGUCAAAGCUCUAGAUGGAUAGAUCUUAUGUGAACGCAAGAAAUGACCUCGCAUUUCAGUGGGAUCACAGUCAUAUAUGUAAUAGAUCAUGG